GCUCCACGGCCGCAAGUGCCGGUCUUUCGGCGGGGCCCCGAGCCCCGGGCGGAACGCUGGGACCCCGGGCGGGAGGGUGGUCCAGGCCAGAGCCCGGAGCGAGCAGCUGGGCGCCAGGUGCAGGGUUAGAGAGACCUGUCCGAGGAGAGGUGCUGACUACGGCCCGGGGCCUCCGCUACCUGCCCUGACCGGCGCCCGCCAUGGCCCAGCAGAGGGCCCUUCCGCAGAGCAAGGAGACGCUGCUGCAGUCCUACAACAAGCGGCUCAAGGACGACAUCAAGUCCAUCAUGGACAACUUCACUGAGAUAGUCAAGACCGCCAAGAUUGAGGAUGAGACACAGGUGUCCAGGGCCACUCAGGGCGAGCAGGACAAUUACGAGAUGCACGUACGAGCCGCCAACAUCGUCCGAGCCGGCGAGUCCCUGAUGAAGCUCGUGUCCGACCUUAAGCAGUUCCUCAUCCUGAACGACUUCCCCUCCGUGAACCAGGCCAUCGACCAGCGCAACGAGCAGCUGCGCAUCCUGCAGGAGGAGUGUGACCGGAAGCUCGUCACCCUGCGGGACGAGGUCGCCAUCGACCUGUACGAGCUGGAGGAGGAGUACUACUCGUCCAGCUCGAGUCUGUGCGAAGCUAAUGAUCUGCCUCUGUGCGAAGCUUACUGGAGGCUGGACCACGACACCGACCCUGCGGACGGCCUCUCGGCCCCUCUGCUGGCGUCCCCGGAGCCCAGUGCUGGGCCCCUGCAGGCCGCAGCCACGGCCCACUCCCACGCUGGUGGCCCUGGCCCCUCAGAGCACGCCUGAGCCCCGCCCCCUGCCGCAGCCUUGCUUCUCAGCCUGGGCUCCCGCUUGUGCAGCUGCUCCGGCCUCCUUGGUGGCCUUGUUGGCAGGGCGGCCCACUCUUACUCAGGCCACCUCCAUUCACUGCUUUCCUGCCCAGCUGGGCAAAGGAAGCAUCCAGAGCAGUCUGCCCACGAGGACCUUCCCAGCUGGGCAGAGAGGUCGCCCCACGUCCGGAGGCCUGACCCGAGCCUGCCGCUCCCGGUGGGGAGGGGGCUCUGGGUGAGCGCACAUGCAGCAGUUAUUUUGUUGUACGAGAAUGUUGAAUGAAAACAGCACUGCCCUUA
Artibeus jamaicensis (Jamaican fruit-eating bat) is the source of this 1126-nucleotide messenger RNA. It is a transcript of the gene MED22, whose product is annotated as mediator complex subunit 22. Gene Ontology annotation, cellular component: mediator complex. NCBI's taxonomy places the organism in Eukaryota, Metazoa, Chordata, Mammalia, Chiroptera, Phyllostomidae. The record is from RefSeq and is a predicted model, not a curated record. The coding region runs from base 201 to 803 and encodes 200 amino acids. The transcript is spliced from 5 exons. Gene Ontology annotation, molecular function: transcription coregulator activity. Gene Ontology annotation, biological process: regulation of transcription by RNA polymerase II.